Microthlaspi erraticum is the source of this 2801-nucleotide messenger RNA. The record is from the annotation of a GenBank genome assembly. Lineage: Eukaryota; Viridiplantae; Streptophyta; Magnoliopsida; Brassicales; Brassicaceae.
AGAAGAUUAGAGACAACGCUGUUCAUGGGGUUGAAGAAAUUAAGGCCAAACUCACUAAUAUUGACGAGGAGACAGAAAAGGCACAGGAAGAAAUACAGGAGUUUGAGAAACAGAUUAAAGCUCUGACUCGGGCAAAGGAAGCCAGCAUGGGGGGAGAAGUAAAAACUCUGUCAGAGAAAGUGGAUUCACUGUCCCAAGAAAUGGCUCGCGAAGCAUCUAAACUCAAUAAUAAGGAGGACACCGUUUUGGGAGAAAAAGAGAAUGCUGAUAAGAUUGUUCACAAUAUAGAAGAGUUGAAGAAAUCCGUAAAAGAGAGAGCAAGUGCUGUGAAGAAGUCUGAGGAAGGAGCGGCGGACUUAAAACGAAGAUUCCAGGAACUCUCCACCACAUUGGAAGAAUGUGAAAAAGAGCACCAGGGCGUAUUAGCUGGUAAGAGUAAUGGAGAUGAAGAGAAAUGCCUAGAAGAUCAGUUACGAGAUGCAAAGAUUGCUGUUGGAACAGCAGGAACAGAGUUGAAACAGCUGAAAACCAAGAUAGGGCACUGCGAAAAGGAGCUAAAUGAGAGAAAGUCUCAGUUAAUGUCAAAACAGGAUGAAGCCGUUGAAGUGGAGAAUGAGCUUGGUUCAAGAAAAAGUGAUGUGGAACGUGUGAAAAAGGCACUUGAAUCUAUUCCUUAUAAAGAGGGUCAAAUGGAGGCUUUGGAGAAGGACCGUGGAUCUGAACUUGAAGUUGUGCAAAGGCUGGAAGAUAAAGUGCGUGGUUUAUCAGCUCAAUUAGCAAAUGUUCAGUUUACUUUCCGUGAUCCUGUGAGAAACUUUGACCGAUCAAAGGUGAAAGGUGUGGUCGCAAAACUAAUAAAAGUAAAAGAUAGGAACUCAAUGACAGCGUUGGAGGUUACUGCUGGUGGGAAGUUGUAUAAUGUUGUUGUAGACUCCGAAGAUACUGGAAAACAGCUCCUUCAAAACGGUGCUCUUCGGAGAAGAGUUACAAUUAUUCCUCUGAACAAAAUUCAGUCUUACGUUGUUCAGCCUAGAGUGCAGCAAGCAACUGCUAGAUUGGUCGGAAAGGAAAAUGCAGAACUGGCACUCUCUUUAGUCGGUUAUAGUGAGGAGUUAAAGAAUGCCAUGGAGUUUGUUUUUGGCUCCACUUUUGUUUGCAAAACAACUGAUGCAGCAAAGGAAGUUGCUUUUAACCGGGACAUUCGGACUCCAAGUGUCACACUUGAGGGUGAUAUAUUCCAGCCUAGUGGUCUUCUUACUGGUGGCAGUCGCAAGGGUGGAGGUGAUCUCCUUAGGCAACUUCAUGACAUGGCAGAGGCCGAAUCACAAUUGCAAGGACAUCAGAAAAGGUUGGCUGACAUUGAAGCGCAGAUAAAAGAGCUUCAGCCUCUGCAAAAGAAAUUCACAGACGUUAAAGCACAGUUGGAGCUCAAAACGUAUGACUUGUCCUUAUUUCUGAAGAGGGCUGAACAGAAUGAGCAUCACAAGCUUGGCGAAGCAGUUAAAAAGCUUGAGGUAGAGCUUGAAGAAGCGAGAUCCCAAAUCAAAGAGAAGGAACUUGCUUACAAUAAUUGUGUUGAUGCUGUCUCCACAUUAGAAAAAUCCAUCAAAGACCAUGACAAGAACAGAGACGGACGACUCAAAGACUUGGAAAAAAAUAUCAAGACCAUCAAAGCUCAGAUGCAGGCAGCUUCCAAAGAUUUAAAGAGUCAUGAAAAUGAAAAAGAGAAGCUUGUGAUGGAGGAAGAAGCAAUGGUGCAAGAACAGUUGUCCUUGGAGAGCCAGUUAGCUUCGUUGAAAACCCAAAUUACCACUCUGACUUCAGAAGUAGAUGAGCAGCGGGCCAAGGUUGAUGCCUUGCAGAAGAUUCAUGAUGAGUCUCUGGCUGAGCUAAAGUUGAUACAUGCAAAGAUGAAGGAAUGCGAUACACAUAUAAGUGGUUUUGUCACUGACCAGGAAAAAUGUCUGCAGAAGCUUACUGACAUGAAGCUUGAGAGAAAGAAGCUGGAAAAUGAGGUAGUAAGGAUGGAGACAGAUCACAAGGAUUGUUCUGUGAAAGUAGACAAACUUGUUGAGAAGCAUACAUGGAUUGCAUCUGAAAAGCAACUUUUUGGAAAAGGAGGGACAGAUUAUGACUUUGAGUCUUGUGAUCCGUAUGUAGCUAGAGAAAAACUUGAAAAGCUCCAGUCAGAUCAGUCAAGCUUGGAAAAAAGAGUGAACAAAAAGGUUAUGGCGAUGUUUGAGAAAGCAGAGGACGAGUACAAUGCUCUGAUAUCGAAGAAAAACACAAUUGAGAAUGACAAAUCCAAAAUCACGAAAGUGAUUGAGGAGCUCGAUGAGAAGAAGAAAGAAACCCUGAAGGUUACAUGGGUUAAAGUUAACCAGGACUUUGGAUCAAUCUUCUCGACACUACUACCCGGCACCAUGGCAAAACUAGAACCUCCAGAAGGAGGUAGCUUCCUUGAUGGUCUCGAGGUGCGUGUUGCCUUUGGGAAAGUGUUGAAGCAGUCUUUAUCAGAACUCAGUGGAGGGCAAAGAUCUCUUCUUGCGCUAUCGUUGAUCUUGGCAUUGCUUCUCUUCAAACCGGCUCCUCUUUAUAUAUUAGACGAGGUUGAUGCAGCUCUUGAUCUCAGUCACACACAGAACAUAGGAAGAAUGAUAAAAGCUCAUUUCCCUCACUCGCAGUUCAUCGUGGUUUCGCUGAAAGAAGGAAUGUUCAACAAUGCCAAUGUUCUCUUCCGGACAAAGUUCGUUGAUGGAGUUUCAACUGUACAAAGAACUGUAACAAAACAGACCAAGUGA